Messenger RNA from Cyclospora cayetanensis, 1236 nucleotides. RefSeq lists its product as uncharacterized. The transcript has 2 exons. NCBI's taxonomy places the organism in Eukaryota, Apicomplexa, Conoidasida, Eucoccidiorida, Eimeriidae. Bases 1 to 1236 code for a protein of 411 amino acids. The record is from RefSeq and is a predicted model, not a curated record.
AUGCUCGGCGUCCUUUCGCCAUUCGCUUCCCUGACUGCGUUGUGUUUGUGGUUGGUGGAGCUCUUUGACGCGACGCUGGCAGAACCUCAGGCUGCAGCGGCAGAACUGGUGUCUCUGGCGGGGGCCCCUCCGGCGUUUCUCGUCUUGGAUCAUUUCAAUUGGUUUCCCGUCUGGAAUGAAUCGCCGACUUGCGGAGCGCCAAGCGUUCGUAGCACCGGCAGUAGAUACGGCGGCAGCGCUGCUCUGCAUGGGAGCGUUUUCCUGGGAGGAGGGGGGGCCCCCUGGCACGGGCUUGACGUGUGGGGGCUCUGUCUGCCCGUUGGAUCGAGUCAGUCCACCUGGAGGCUGUCGGAGAACAGAGGCCCCUUGGGGUCCUUUGGAGCUCGCGGAGCGCUGCAGCUUGGCAUCUACUGCCGCAUCAUUGUUGACGUUCCUCUCCUCACCUUGGCCAUGCAUCUUUCGAGGUGGCUGUAUCUUCUGGGCGAAAGCUUUGGGGCCCCCCUCAACGUUGAGGACGGCUUCACCCCUGAAGGAGGCACUUCCCCAGAGACCGCCUCCUCACUCUCCAGGCUCGCUGCAGCAGCGGCGAGCUCGGAGGUGUCUAGCCCCCCGAGCAGUGCGCCUGCGCGUGAUGGGAGACUCGCAGAGAGCUAUCAAACAUGUAGGGGGCCCCUAGGAGGUACUAAAGGGAUGCAUGUUGCUGCGUGGCUCCGUCUUGCUGCUGGCAUAGGCCCCAAAUUGUUGCGGCUCCUGCAACGGUGUCUGCUGUAUUCCCCUAUGGCAUUUUUCUUUUCAUCGACGAGGCGUCUCUAUUUCUCGGUGAUGACGUAUAUGCUGACCCGCUGGAUGUACACCGACCGCUUAGACGCGCUGUUGGGGGCCCCCUCUUCCGCAGUUAUGGGGCCCCUGUCCAAGGGGCCCCCAGAGGGGCAGGCUCUCCUCAUGUGUUUAGCUAUUCUGUGUGCUGCCGGACUCGUCGCCUCCAUCUCGGUUCUUUCUCUCCUCAAAGCAGCAGAUCUCCUCCCCUCGAGACUCCUGCAUUACACGCGGGUUCUUUCCUGCACUCAUCUCCUCCUGCAGGAGGAUGUCAAGAAGAAGUCUUCUUCGAGGUCCUCCGCCCCCGUUGAGGGAUCGAGAUCUCAGGGCGAUCCGAUUGAGGUCAGCCACGAUGAUUUCCAGCCUGGUGAUGCUACGCCUUCCUCCGCUCACUCCAAAGAGCAAGAAGUGAGCCCGUGA